AUGCUAUCAUUUCAGUCAUCUCUAAUCAGUCAUCAUGCGUACAACAUUCAUCAAUGCAAUCUUAUUUUUAUUUAUUGCUUUCCUGUUGGCAAUCUUGACUGGGAAGAUACUGAUAGUUAUUAUCCCGCUCAUAUUCUCAGUGCACGCGCGGCCAAAUCACGCUUUUGGAAACGUGCACCUCAACGCAAAUUCUGGAAACGCUCCGCACUAAACGACAACGAAAUGGGCAAUGUUGCACAUAGUCAAUCUGAAAUCAAAGAACAAUAA
Molecule: messenger RNA, 267 nt
Organism: Adineta ricciae
Lineage: Eukaryota; Metazoa; Rotifera; Eurotatoria; Adinetida; Adinetidae
Source: the annotation of a GenBank genome assembly